Coniophora puteana RWD-64-598 SS2 is the source of this 1055-nucleotide messenger RNA. RefSeq names its product HIT-like protein. Bases 1 to 747 code for a protein of 248 amino acids. Gene Ontology annotation, molecular function: single-strand break-containing DNA binding; double-stranded RNA binding; single-stranded DNA binding. Gene Ontology annotation, biological process: single strand break repair; double-strand break repair. Gene Ontology annotation, cellular component: nucleus. The record is from RefSeq and is a predicted model, not a curated record. Lineage: Eukaryota; Fungi; Basidiomycota; Agaricomycetes; Boletales; Coniophoraceae. The transcript is spliced from 3 exons.
AUGUCGACACUCACUAUUUUGCGACGUCACGCUCAGAAUCCUGAUCCCGCCAGUCUUCCGCCCUCCGUGCUCCUUGAUUAUACCGACUCUUACUUGACCAUCUUUGACGCGUAUCCGAAGGCUACUUUUCACCUCCUUGUACUUCCCAGACCCAAGGAUGGCUCCCUGACGCUUUCCGAACUGUCUGGAUUACGUUCUCUCCUCUCAUGCCAGAAAAAGGACGCCAAAAAGAUUCUGGAUGAACUCGCAGCGCAAGCCGAGAAAACGAAAGAGCUUGUCAGAGAAGAAAUGGUCCAGCGUUACGGCUACUCUUGGGACAUUUGGGUGGGAUUCCACGCGGUCCCCAGCAUGGAGCAUAUCCACCUUCAUGUCAUUUCGAGUGACUUAUGUUCUCCAAAGUUAAAGAACAAGAAGCAUUACAAUUCUUUCCAUCCAAAGCUGGGGUUCUUUCUUCAUUUGGAGGAGGUUUUGUCUUGGUUUGAAGAGGAGCCAAAAUACUUUGCUACUAAAAAAAGGUUGAAACCCUCCGAGUAUGAACCGCUCUUAAAGGAGAGCCUCGUGUGUUGGCGAUGCGACCGCAUUCUUCCGAAUAUGCCUACACUGAAAAACCAUUUGCAGGAGGAAUGGGAUAAGGAAGCUAAAAGAGCUGCAGAGAAAAAGCGAAAGCGCGAGUCAGGUCCAGGACAGGCCGAUAGCUUCGCGGGCAACGCGAAGAAGCAGCAUGUCGAAGGGGUGGAAGAGAUAUGAGCGUCCUAGGACGUCCUACUCACUAUCUUUGAGACUGUCACGGAAUAUGACUCCGCGAGCACGUUGCAUUGGACCUACGGUACCGGAAGGAUGAUUAGAUCUACUCAUAAUAUAUACAUGGCAAGUUGGAUGCUCUUCACCUCAUGAUCAUUACGGCCUCGCGAGGGCCUCGCCAAAUUCCUGGGGGAAAUGACGGCCUUCAAAAAGACUACGAUAGAACCCGACGAGGACGAUGACCCAGGAUGACCGUCACAUAGCCGCUACUUAACGCGACCACGCGUUCGACGCGUGGUAUAAAUAUAGAAACC